This is a messenger RNA of Harpia harpyja (harpy eagle), 3408 nucleotides long. Its product is annotated as dimethylaniline monooxygenase [N-oxide-forming] 2-like. The record is from RefSeq and is a predicted model, not a curated record. NCBI's taxonomy places the organism in Eukaryota, Metazoa, Chordata, Aves, Accipitriformes, Accipitridae. Bases 1111 to 2946 code for a protein of 611 amino acids. Gene Ontology annotation, molecular function: flavin adenine dinucleotide binding; N,N-dimethylaniline monooxygenase activity; NADP binding. The transcript has 8 exons.
CUGCCCGGACUUCAGCCUUUCCUUUAAAUCUGCGGCUAGAGAAACUCGAAGCAAAGUUCGGCCGAAGCCUGAGCAGCGAAGGUACGGCACUGCCCCGCAAGGUUUGCUCCUCGCUUCUCUCCAGCUGGGUUUUGCAGGCUUUAAAAGUGGGCAGCCAGCUCUCCAGGGUUUUGGCUUUUGCUGCUGGCGGGGGGAGAGGGGAUGUUGCAGGGACCCUCCGGAGUAAAGCCAUCUGUAGGCAGCACUGGAAAAGAGGGGGGGCUUUAGCAGCCCAGGCAUGCUGCUACCAUUUCCCAAAGCCAAGGGAGGCUCCAGAAAUGGGGGGGGCGGGCGAGUGUUGGGAUGUCCUGCCCUGUUCCUGCAGAUCAAGGAGUGGCUCAGGCUGGGCUUUUGGAUGCAGAGGGGCUUUUUUUGUGCCUCCCUCAUUUUUCCCUGGCUUUCUGCAGUUUCCUCCAGUUCCUGUUCAUGUUAACUCUACCUUUUGACACAUAAACUGGUAGAAAAAUAGUUAUAAAUGACUCUUUAGACUGCAGUAGGAGUGUUUGUUAUCUAAUCAAAGUUCACAUGGGUUCAUUUUUUUCCUAGUUCCUCUGCUUUCCAGUCAAGCUCAGUGCAGCUCAAUUUACACGCCCCUAGCUUUGAGUUCCUCCCAUUUAUAUCCUGUGUUUCCUGGGUUUCUUACCUUUUGUAUAUUCUGUAAUCCCAGCUGCACUUUCACAGUGCUGUCUAACUUCUGAAUCGCUGUGCCGUGCUCCUGCUCAGUCAGGCAUCACUUUUUUUUAAAAAAAAACCAACCCUUUUUGUUUUCGAGAGAAUGCCCUUUAAUGGGAAAUUAAAAAGGAAAGCGUGAAAACGAGCCAACUUAGAUGAAAUAAUUGUUUCUUGAAAAGGUUUCAGGAGGAUCACUUUGUGCAGGCAGCAGCAGAUAGCUGCGAGACCCUUCGCCUUCUUUGCAUGCCCUGGUUUGGGCCAGGAAAGGGAAUAAAUAGAAGUAGCAAUGCAGCGAGGUUUACAAAUGCCUCCUUUUCCCCCGCCUGCAGGAGGGGAAUCACUGUGGCCUUGGUGUGGGGUUAGCCCAGCAGGAAGGGUAAAAAGCAGCAUCCAUUCAUAAUGCUCAAGUCAGGAGCUGGCAAUGGCUUUCUCCCAGGACACUUUUCCUCUGUGGACACCUGGAGCCAGAGAAGACCAGGAGUGUUUUGCUGGGGAUGGGAAGAAGGGACUGGUGUUUCUGCUGAUCCCUGGGCUAUUUUAUUUCCAGUUGAUCGCACGCUGGCCAGUUGCCUGCUGCAGGACAGCAUGGUGCGACGCGUGGCCGUUAUUGGGGCCGGGGUCAGUGGGUUGGCCUCCAUCAAGUGCUGCUUGGACGAGGGGCUGGAGCCCACCUGCUUUGAGAGGAGUGAGGACAUCGGGGGGCUCUGGCGGUACAACGGUCAGUGGGACCCCAUGGAUGGUGGGAGGAUCAGCGUGUACCACUCAGUCGUCACCAACACCUCCAAGGAGAUGUCCUGCUUCAGCGACUUCCCAUGUCCAGAGGAUUUUCCCAGUUUCCUACCCCAUGGCCUUCUCCUGGAGUACUUUCGGAUGUACAGCCGGCACUUUGACCUCCUGCGGCACAUACGCUUCAGGACGACAGCUCUCAGCAUAAGGAAGCGCCCAGAUUUCACCACCUCAGGCCAGUGGGAGGUGGUCACCGAGACCAACGGCAUCCGGGAGUCGCACGUCUUUGAUGCCGUCAUGGUUUGCACUGGCCAUUUCCAGGAGCCCUACUUACCAUUGGCUUUUUUCCCAGGUAUUGACACUCGCUUCAAAGGCCAGUACCUCCACAGCCAGGAAUACAAAGAUGCGGGGGCUUUCCGGGGAAAGCGGGUCCUUGUGGUCGGCAUUGGCAACACCGGUGGUGACCUCUCCGUGGAGCUGAGCCGUGUGGCUGCGAAGGUGUUCCUCAGCGCCAGGAGCAACACGUGGGUGGUCAGCCGGGUCUCGGACCAUGGAUUCCCGUUCGACAUGGUCAACACCACCCGCUUCAACCAUUUUCUUGACUGGCUUCUCCCAUCAGCCAUCACGAAGAGGAUCAGGUUUCGGAAGUUCAAUUCGUGGUUUAACCAUGCGAACUAUGGCUUGGCGUCCACCAAAAGCUCCAACUUUAAGAUAAUUAUCAACGAAGAGCUGCCAUUUUGCCUCCUCUCUGGGACUGUUGUGUUGAAGCCAAAAGUGAGAAAGUUCACUGAAAGCUCUGCUGUUUUUGAAGAUGGGACAACCGAAGAAAACAUUGAUGUGGUGCUCUUCGCCACGGGCUACUCCUUCUCGUUUGCCUUCCUCGAAGAGUCGGUUCGCAGCCUCUUCGACGAUAAUCGUUCCCUCUAUAAACGCAUCUUCCCUCCCCAGCUGGAAAAGCCGACGCUGGCCAUCAUUGGCUUAGUCCAGCUGACAGGCUCUGUGAUGGUGGGAGCAGAAAUGCAGGCUCGCUGGGUGACAGGGAUCUUUGCAGGCUGGAACAAGCUCCCUCCCACCAGGAAGAUGAUGGCUGAUGUUUUGAAGAAGAAGCCACCAGUCAAAAGGAAUCCAUCCGAGAGGGAGAAUUUGAAGCUAAGUUUUAUCAGCUACACUGAUGAAAUUGCUUCGUGUGCUGGCAUAAAGCCCAGUGUGCUAAGGCUGCUCCUGACGGACCCCUGGCUGGCGCUGGCCAUCUUCUUUGGCCCCUGCACGCCCUACCAGUACCGACUGGUGGGACGGGGGAAGUGGAGUGGGGCCAGAGAUGCCAUCCUGACUCAGUGGCAGCGGACGCUGAAGCCCUUGAGAACUCGGGUGGUGGAUGACUCCUCCGAUGGCUCUGACGGCUGGUGCUGGAUGUGCCUCCUGGCCCUGCCGGUGGCUCUCACAGCAGGUUUCCUCCUUUCUAGACACCCCUGGCCGGGCUGGAGCCCCCGGGCAGGUCCCCAGCUGUAGAAGAAGCUGUAGAAGAAACCUGGUGAGACCCGGUCUCGGGCGAGCUGGGGACGGUGCGAAGCUGUGCCGCUGCCGGGUGCUGUCAGCGGGACUGGAACUGGGCCAGUGCCAGCAGGAGCCCGGACCCCAGCACUGUUGGGUGUCCAGCCUCCUCCUGCCGAUGUUUCACACCCACCAAGGACCAUACGGAGCGUUUACCCCAAACCUGCCGCAACCCGUGCCCGUGUUGCACCAGCACCAGCCUGGAUCUCCACAGGGCUUUUGGGAAGAGCCAUUUUGGGACAGGCUGGUGUGCACAGGGCUAGCCUUCCUCCCCGCCUGCUCGAGCUUCCUCCAUAAAAUUUCAGCAAGACCCACACCACCUUGAGAUUUUCUGAACCGCUAACUGUAGAGGUAUUUGUAUUUGUCUGGUAGCUUUUGGGACAUGAAGUAGGGAGCCACAAAUAAACCUCACGGAUUUGG